Messenger RNA from Penicillium angulare, 1071 nucleotides. RefSeq lists its product as uncharacterized. The transcript has 2 exons. The coding region runs from base 1 to 1071 and encodes 356 amino acids. The record is from RefSeq and is a predicted model, not a curated record. Lineage: Eukaryota; Fungi; Ascomycota; Eurotiomycetes; Eurotiales; Aspergillaceae.
AUGCCACAAAUUCCAGUUUGGCAGCUUCCCGAGUUUGAGGAUCGAAGCGAUUCCUCAGAAGAGCCAGCAUGGCUGGUCGUCUUCCUUUUUCCAACGGAGGAUGAAGAAAGGGAUCAAUUCAUGCAACAACUUAUCACAAUCGACCAAGAUUGGCCUUAUCGCCCGGAAGGUUCCCCAAGGCGGCUGCUACAAGUACCUUGGCUCAUGGAUACAUCUGUUUCAUCUUCAAUUAUAUGUUCCAUCGUGAAGCGAGCAGAAACGAGCGAGUCCAUGAUCUUUGUGGAUGAGCAGUCACGGACGGAUAACUCGGUGAUUCUUGUGCAUUAUGAUGAAUCCGAAGACGCUUUUCAGACUGUGCGGGCACCUAUCAAUAGGGCUAAUAUGUUGCUGGUUGCGGCUGCGGGUGAAGACAUUUGUAUUGAUGGUCUUGUGUCUCUUCCCGAGAACCCGGAAGAGGGGGUACUUAUAACGCAAAGAAACAAGUGUUCUUCCGAGGAAAGUAUCUUCAUAUUAGAGUCGAUGACCGGGGACGAGAUUCAAAAGAUUGAAACCGCUUUACUGGCCAAAGGACUCCACGAUGACUUCUUCACCUGGGUAGAUGUUUCCAGCAAACUUGAAUCACCCGAUAUGGAAGGUCUAAUCGCCUACUUUGAAUCCGAAGAGAACGAAUUUAGAACUCCGCCAUCUUACUUUUUGGCUGUUGAUCGUGAAGCUGUGAGGAUUACCAACCUCCCCGCCGAAAAACAGAAACGAGAAUGCCCUAUCAUUCUCGCAUCGAAAGAUGGUGGUCGUCUUUCUUUCGGGGACGAACUGGGUGAUACACAUAGCAGGAUAAACUUGGGAUAUGGCUUUCAGGCACUUGGAAUAGAAGAAGCUAUCAACGCUUCGGUGAAUUUGUCUGUUGGCAAUAUGGAUUUUGAAGAGUUGGCUCCUGGACCGGAGUAUGUCUAUUGGUUGGGUUAUCAGGCUUGGGUGGAUCAGAAUCUAGAUGAUUAUGAAGAUGGCGAAAAGUCUUUUGAUUGCGCUUGGGUCCCUGGUCAAGGACGUAUUGACGUCGAGUCAUAUGAGUGA